AUGACAACGAAUCACAGACCAACUUUAGAAAGCAAAAAAGGUCGAAGAAUAAACAUAAAAGGCUCAAUAGUUCAUGCACGAGAAUUACCACAGCAACAAACUUUAAAAUAUAGGUCUGAUAUUCCACAAGAGAUAUUUGCCCGUGCCGUUAAGGAAUUGGGAAUUGGAACAAGUACGAGGAUUGAAAAAAGUGGUGCAGAGCUGUUGAAAAAAGAGUCUCGGUUGGUGGAUUACGAAAGUGAUGAUAGCGAAGAGGAGGAGCAAGAGGAGGAGGAAGAAGAAGGUGAUGAUGAACAAAAGCAAGUAACGCCAGUUGAAAAAAAAGUGGCUAGUGAGAAUUUGAAGCUGGGAGAUAAUCAGUUUGAGAACAUGAGAGAAGUUAGGCGACGAAGUACUGAUUCUUUACAUACAAGUUCGAUUAUCACAGCUAACGGACGCGAUGAGAUAGAACAUGUAUCCAAAAUGGCAAGGGUAGAACUACCUAUUAAGGAAACACAUACUCCGAAUCAUGCUUCACCUAUCAGUGGUGUAAAAGAUGAAAGCAACAAAGAAAGAGUAGAUCUCAAUGAGAAAGUUUCCAGCCAUGACGACUCCGACUCCGACUCCGACUCCGACUCCAGCUGCGACUCCGCUUCAGAUUCCGAUGAAGAAGCGACCGCGGCGUUAAUCGCCGAGAUCAAAAAAAUCAAGGAGGAGAAGGAGAAGGAAAAAGAAAAAGAGAAGGAGAAACAGAUGCUAGAGCAAAGAGAACGUUCAAAGAGUGAAAAAUCAAUAAUGAAGCAAAAUAUCAAGGUUAAGGAACACACAGCUAAUCAAAGUAACUGGCGAGAUACAACUUUCAAAUUCAACAGGAGCAUAAACCUGGACACAAAAAAGGAUAAGUUUACAACCAAUACGUUGGAAUCUCAGUCUCACCAAGAUUUCUUGUCAAAAUACGUUAAAUAA
This is a messenger RNA of Lodderomyces oxycetoniae, 945 nucleotides long. Its product is annotated as U2-type spliceosomal complex subunit. Gene Ontology annotation, biological process: mRNA cis splicing, via spliceosome. Gene Ontology annotation, molecular function: RNA binding. Lineage: Eukaryota; Fungi; Ascomycota; Pichiomycetes; Serinales; Debaryomycetaceae. Gene Ontology annotation, cellular component: catalytic step 2 spliceosome. The record is from RefSeq and is a predicted model, not a curated record. The transcript has a single exon. Bases 1 to 945 code for a protein of 314 amino acids.